AUGAAUUGCCCCUCGCGGACAGAUAACACCCUGGAGAACCCAGGCUGGAACCAGAAUCCGCCACCCUUCAGUCCUGACACCACCACUCGCAAUGACUUCAAUGGUAUCGCCAAUUCUCGUGUUCACCGCAAGAAUUCCACUGGUGGGGGCGGGGUCGGGGAUGACACAAUGUCUAUAGAUCCGCGACCGCAUAGUCAACAUGACUGUGAUCCGGGCAUAGAAAAGGCCCCGGACGGUGAAGUGAUCGCGGCCUCGGGGUGUGAACCACCCUCGAGAGCCAGCGAAUCACCUCGCCGUCCUUUCAAAGAAUACAUUUCCUCUUCUGCUCUACACUGUGCACGUAGUCUUGUCAAGUUUGGCCGUUUCAUAGGACCCGGCUUCCUUAUUGCAGUUGCCUAUAUUGAUCCAGGAAACUACGCCACUGAUGUUUCUGCCGGUGCAGAAUUCAAAUUUGCACUGCUGUUUAUCGUGCUUCUUUCCAACCUCUUUGCUAUUUUGCUACAGUCUCUCUGUGUGAAACUUGGUACCGUCACUGGGUUGAACCUCGCGGAGAAUUGUCGUGAACAUUUGCCACCAUGGUUGGUAUACAUCCUCUAUUUCUUUGCGGAAGCAGCUAUAAUCGCAACUGAUAUUGCAGAGGUCAUUGGUUCAGCUAUUGCACUGAACCUACUCUUAAACAUCCCCUUGGUGGCAGGCUGUGCCAUCACCUUGGUGGAUGUCUUCUUCUUACUCCUCUUUUGGCGUCCUAAUGGUUCCAUGUGGGGUCUGCGCUUAUUCGAGUUCUUUGUCAUGGGGCUGGUGCUAGCAGUUGUCAUCUGCUUUUGUAUCCAGCUCGCUAUGAUCAAGGAUCAAUCCGUUGGAGAGGUCUUUCGCGGUUACCUCCCUCGUCUGCGAUUACUCUACCAAAGCUGCGGUAUCCUCGGUGCCACGGUCAUGCCACAUUCCCUUUUCCUAGGCAGUGGAGUUGUUCAGUCCCGCCUGAAGGACUUUGAUGUCACUGCUGGAUACGUCUCAUCCACUGUCCCGCUAGGCAGCAAUGGCGGCGAGGUUGAGUAUCGACCCUCCAUUCAUGCUAUUCGUGGCUGCUUAAAGUAUUCGAUCAUCGAGCUGGCACUAUCGCUCUUCACCUUCGCUCUUUUUGUCAACAGUGCUAUUCUCAUUGUGGCUGGUGCAUCCCUGUAUGACGUCCCUGGCGGUAGUGACACUGACCUCUUCGGCAUCCAUUCGCUGCUCUCCUCGUCUAUCUCCCCUGCCGCUGGCUUGGUUUUCGCUCUAGCACUACUCUUGUCUGGCAUUUCUGCCGGAAUCGUGUGCACUAUGGCUGGUCAAAUGGUCAGCGAGGGGAUGCUGAACUGGAGCGUGCAGCCAUGGAUACGCCGGCUUGUUACUCGUUCUAUCAGCAUCAUUCCUGCCAUCGCCAUCGCGGCUUCUAUCGGAAAGGAAGGACUGGACACGGCCCUCACGGCUAGCCAAGUUGUUCUUAGCGUUAUUCUGCCAUUUGUCUCUGCGCCACUUAUUUGGUUCACCUGCUUCAACCGUUACAUGACCGUCAAAACCGAAUCUGACUCUGGCGAUGGUGAGAACGAGGUCGAAAUCGAAGAUGUCCCGAUGAGGAACAGCCUGUUCACCUCGAUCAUUGCUGUGCUCGUCUGGCUUCUAAUUGUCAUUAUGAACGUGGCUCUACUGGUUUUGGUUGGAAUGGGCAAAAAUUGA
This is a messenger RNA of Penicillium malachiteum, 1713 nucleotides long. RefSeq lists its product as uncharacterized. The transcript is spliced from 3 exons. Bases 1 to 1713 code for a protein of 570 amino acids. Gene Ontology annotation, molecular function: manganese ion transmembrane transporter activity; cadmium ion transmembrane transporter activity. Gene Ontology annotation, cellular component: membrane. The record is from RefSeq and is a predicted model, not a curated record. Lineage: Eukaryota; Fungi; Ascomycota; Eurotiomycetes; Eurotiales; Aspergillaceae. Gene Ontology annotation, biological process: intracellular manganese ion homeostasis; iron ion transport.